Messenger RNA from Cercocebus atys (sooty mangabey), 3627 nucleotides. It is a transcript of the gene SMPD4, whose product is annotated as sphingomyelin phosphodiesterase 4, neutral membrane (neutral sphingomyelinase-3). Gene Ontology annotation, molecular function: sphingomyelin phosphodiesterase D activity. NCBI's taxonomy places the organism in Eukaryota, Metazoa, Chordata, Mammalia, Primates, Cercopithecidae. Gene Ontology annotation, biological process: ceramide biosynthetic process; glycerophospholipid catabolic process; sphingomyelin catabolic process. The record is from RefSeq and is a predicted model, not a curated record.
UUGAACACGUCGGGGUCAAUGGCGCCGCCCGCCGCCUGCGCCAGCUCGUACAGCUCCAUCUCCUCGGUGCUCAGCACCUUCUUCCGCCGCAGCACCAGCUUCUGCCGGGCCGCCUCCAACCCCGCGGGCGCCCCGGACCCCGGCCCAGGCCCUGCGCCCGGCGCCGCCAUCCGCUCGGCCCGAGAAAAGGUGCGCCCCCGCCGCGCCCCCUAGCGGCUCCGCCCACCGCGCUCUCCCUGCAGCGCCAGCGUCCUGCCUCCCAGGCGGCCCCGGCGGGAGCGGCGGGAGCGGCGGGAGCGGCGGGAGGGAGGGCCGGGGACGCGGCCGCCUCCGCGGCGUUAUUGGAAUCUAACAGUUACUGGGCGCUCCAAGUGUGCUGAGCGGCGCGCUAGGGGUCGGGGGUGGCAUGGCGGACUGCAGGGGCCCGCUGCUUGGCGGUCAGGGCCUCCCUGAUAGACUGCAUUGAUCGUGCUCGCUUAGGUGGCAGCACCCGGCCCAGUGCUAGGCAUACAUUGGGCGCUCAGUAAAUGCCUCUUACAAGAAAGUGUGCAAUUUUCUGGUCCGCGCCGGUGCACCGCUAGGGGUCGCUCCUCGCUGGGGGAGGGGGGGGCACUAAUCAAUGACCUGUUUACGCGCACGCGCAUUCCUUGCGGGGGAGAAAUUGCGUGAGCCCUACCUCGAGGCGCCGGAGGCCACCACAACGCAGGCGCAUUCAGCUGCGGACCACCCCCUCCCCCCGCACUCCUGCCUCGCCACUUCCCGUCCUCGCCCGGCAGGCCUUCGCUUUGCGCACGCGCCGUGUGAGGUAACGGCCCAGAGAAGAAGAGACACUUUUCCCGCCCGGCUGCGGGGCGUGGCUCUGCGCGCAGCUUGAUGACGAGUUUCGGCGCCGUGGCGGAAUGGCGGCUUCUACCUCUGAGGCUGGCGACGCUAUGGGUCCCACAGUGGCUUGCUAAGAAGCCCGUUUUCAACUCUCCACUGGAGGCUGCUAUGGCGUUCCCUCACCUCCAGCAGCCCAGCUUUCUACUGGCUAGCCUGAAAGCUGACUCUAUAAAUAAGCCCUUUGCACAGCAAUGCCAAGACUUGGUUAAAGUCAUUGAGGAUUUUCCAGCAAAGGAGCUGCACACCAUCUUCCCAUGGCUGGUAGAGAGCAUUUUUGGCAGCCUAGAUGGUGUCCUCAUUGGCUGGAACCUCCGCUGCUUACAAGGGCGUGUGAAUCCUGUGGAGUACAGCAUCGUGAUGGAAUUUCUUGACCCUGGUGGCCCAAUGAUGAAGUUGGUUUAUAAGCUUCAAGCUGAAGACUAUAAGUUUGACUUUCCUGUCUCCUACCUGCCUGGUCCUGUGAAGGCGUCCAUCCAGGAGUGCAUCCUCCCUGACAGUCCCCUGUACCACAACAAGGUCCAGUUCACCCCUACUGGGGGCCUUGGCCUGAACCUGGCCCUGAAUCCGUUCGAGUAUUACAUAUUCUUCUUUGCCCUGAGCCUCAUCACUCAAAAGCCACUCCCUGUGUCCCUCCACGUCCGUACUUCAGACUGUGCCUAUUUCAUCCUGGUGGACAGGUACCUGUCGUGGUUCCUGCCCACCGAAGGCAGUGUGCCCCCGCCACUCUCCUCCAGCCCAGGCGGGACCAGCCCCUCACCACCUCCCAGGACACCAGCCAUGCCCUUUGCUUCCUAUGGCCUCCACCACACUAGCCUCCUGAAGCGACACAUCUCUCAUCAGACGUCUGUGAAUGCAGACCCCGCCUCCCACGAGAUCUGGAGGUCAGAAACUCUGCUCCAGGUUUUUGUUGAAAUGUGGCUUCAUCACUAUUCCUUGGAGAUGUAUCAAAAAAUGCAGUCCCCUCACGCCAAGCUGGAGGUUCUGCACUACCGACUCAGUGUCUCCAGCGCCCUCUACAGCCCCGCCCAACCCAGCCUCCAGGCCCUCCACGCCUACCAAGAGUCGUUCACGCCUACUGAGGAGCAUGUGCUGGUGGUGCGCCUGCUGCUCAAGCACCUGCACGCUUUUGCCAACAGCCUGAAGCCAGAGCAGGCUUCGCCGUCCGCCCACUCCCACGCCACCAGUCCCCUGGAGGAGUUCAAACGGGCCGCUGUCCCGAGGUUCGUCCAGCAGAAACUCUACCUAUUCCUGCAGCACUGCUUUGGCCACUGGCCCCUGGACGCAUCGUUCAGAGCUGUCCUAGAGAUGUGGCUGAGCUACCUGCAGCCAUGGCGGUAUGCACCUGACAAGCAGGCUCCGGGCAGCGACUCCCAGCCCCGGUGUGUGUCGGAGAAAUGGGCGCCCUUUGUCCAGGAGAACCUACUGAUGUACACCAAGUUGUUUGUGGGCUUCCUGAACCGCGCACUCCGCACAGACCUGGUCAGCCCCAAGCACGCGCUCAUGGUGUUCCGAGUGGCCAAAGUCUUUGCCCAGCCCAACCUGGCUGAGAUGAUUCAGAAAGGUGAGCAGCUAUUCCUGGAGCCAGAGCUGGUCAUCUCCCACCGCCAGCACCGACUCUUCACGGCCCCCACAUUCACUGGGAGUUUCCUGUCACCCUGGCCACCAGCAGUCACUGAUGCCUCCUUCAAGGUGAAGAACCACGUCUACAGCCUGGAGGGCCAGGACUGCAAGUACACCCCGAUGUUUGGGCCCGAAGCCCGCACCCUGGUCUUACGCCUUGCUCAGCUCAUCACACAGGCCAAACACACAGCCAAGUCCAUCUCAGACCAGUGUGCGGAGAGCCCGGCUGGCCACUCCUUCCUCUCAUGGCUGGGCUUUAGCUCCAUGGACACCAACGGCUCCUACCCAGCCAACGAUCUAGACGAGAUGGGGCAAGACAGCGUCCGGAAGACAGAUGAAUAUCUGGAGAAGGCCCUGGAGUACCUGCGCCAGAUAUUCCGGCUCAGUGAAGCACAGCUCAGGCAGUUCACGCUCGCCUUGGGCACCACCCAGGAUGAGAACGGAAAAAAGCAGCUUCCCGACUGCAUUGUGGGUGAGGACGGACUCAUCCUCACGCCCCUGGGGCGGUACCAGAUCAUCAAUGGGCUGCGAAGGUUUGAAAUUGAGUACCAGGGGGACCCAGAGCUGCAGCCCAUCCGCAGCUAUGAGAUCGCCAGCUUGGUCCGCACGCUCUUCAGGCUGUCGUCUGCCAUCAACCGCAGAUUUGCAGGACAGAUGGCGGCUCUGUGUUCCCGGGACGACUUCCUCGGCAGCUUCUGUCGCUACCACCUCACAGAACCCGGGUUGGCUAGCAGGCACCUGCUGAGCCCCGUGGUGCGGAGGCAGGUGGCUGGCCACACCCGUGGCCCCAGGCUCAGCCUGCGCUUCCUGGGCAGUUACCGGACGCUGGUCUCACUGCUGCUGGCCUUCUUGGUGGCCUCUCUGUUCUGCGUCGGGCCCCUCCCAUGCACGCUGCUGCUCACCCUGGGCUAUGUCCUCUACGCCUCUGCCAUGACCCUGCUGACCGAGCGGGGGAAGCUGCACCAGCCCUGAGGGUGUCAGCUGCCUUCAGAGCAGGCUGGGGGAUUUGCCACACAGCCCCACCUUGGGCCUGAGAGGACCUGGGAAGCCCCUCCAGGAGGGACCACGGUCAUCGUCGGGCUUCUGGAGCAGGGUUCCUGCAGCCGCAGAGGCAUCUGGAGGAAA